This is a messenger RNA of Athalia rosae (coleseed sawfly), 1078 nucleotides long. It is a transcript of the gene Tfb4, whose product is annotated as general transcription factor IIH subunit 3. The record is from RefSeq and is a predicted model, not a curated record. The transcript is spliced from 6 exons. Gene Ontology annotation, cellular component: transcription factor TFIIH holo complex; transcription factor TFIIH core complex. Lineage: Eukaryota; Metazoa; Arthropoda; Insecta; Hymenoptera; Athaliidae. The coding region runs from base 249 to 992 and encodes 247 amino acids. Gene Ontology annotation, biological process: regulation of DNA-templated transcription; nucleotide-excision repair.
AACAAGUAUAUAGUGAUUUUCAUAAAAUGAUUGAAACUUUUUGAACUAGAAAACUUAUUUAAUUGGAUCUACGAGUUUACUCUUGAAACAUUUUCAUACAAUUAUGCUACGUCAAGCACUGUUAAGUGGAGAAGAGCCUGCUGGUUAUAGUACUGGAUACUAAUCCGGUUCAGAAAUUUGUUCGCCAAGAUACAAGAAUAUUAACACAAUGCCUGGACUCGGUCAUAGUAUUUGCAAAUGCUCAUUUAAUGCAGAAAUCAAACAAUCAGCUCGCCGUGAUGGCUUGCCAUUCACAUUCAUCUACUUUCCUGUAUCCUGAUGAUAAACCGACAGAAAUCAGACAAACCGAUGGGCAGUAUGAAGGUUUCACACUAGUCGAAAGAAUGGUCAGGCAAAAUUUGCAAAAAUUAGUCAACGAAAUUUCCACAAAUAAACCUCUCAAUACCGAGAGUUUAAUUGGCGGCGCUCUGGCAAUGGCCCUGUGCUACAUUGUUAGACUAGAACGUGAAAAGGCUGCUGGUGAAAAAAUCCAUUCCAGAAUUCUAGUCAUAACUGGUAGCAAUGAUUCCGCUUCUCAAUACAUGAAUUACAUGAAUGUAUUCUUCACUGCACAAAAACUGGGAGUGGUAAUUGACGUGUGCAGUUUAGAUCAAGAACUGGGAUUGCUUCAGCAAGGGUGCGAUAUAACAGGUGGAAAUUAUCUGAAGAUACCACAGCUGGCUGGACUCCUGCAGUAUUUACUGUGGGUCUUUCUGCCAGAUCCUAACAUUCGGUCAAAACUAGUUUUACCUCCUCCGGUUAAGGUAGAUUACCGAGCUGCCUGUUUUUGCCAUCGAGAGCUAGUGGAUAUUGGAUUUGUUUGUUCCGUGUGUCUUUCAAUAUUCUGCAAAUUCAGCCCCAUCUGCACUACGUGUCACACCGUUUUCAAAAUGCCUGGUCCCAUACCAACGAAGAUGAAGAAGAAGAAAAAAAAUUCCGACAUAGUUCAUUAAUCGUUAAGUUAUUCAUUCGAUUAUUAUUAUUUAUUGAUCAUAUGGUUUAUCAAAUUUUUUCAAUAAAAACUUUUGUAAAAAAAUAA